AUGGUAAUGGUGGAUCAAGGCAGUUGUAUAGAAGUCAUGUAUCCUGACCUAUACAAAGGAUUGAACUUGAAAUCUGAAGAUCUGACAGCUUAUGAUUCACCUCUGGCGGGUUUUAAUGGAAAACUUGUUGACCCAAAGGGUCAAAUUAGGUUACCAGUGCAAACCGGUUCAGAAGUGGUGGAAGUGGAUUUCAUAGUGGUGGAUGCAUACUCCCUCUACACAGCCAUUGUUGCCAGACGUUGGCUUCACACUUUGGGUGUCGUUUCUUCAACUUUACAUCAGAAGGUUAAGUAUCUGUCCAAAGACCGAGUUGAGGAACUAGUAGGGAACCAAGUUAUGGCUAGGCAGUACCUCGUGUCUGCAAUUUUGCAUCAGCCAGCAGCUGAGUCUUCGGCCAUAGUCAAAGAAGGUUAA
Messenger RNA from Quercus lobata, 414 nucleotides. RefSeq lists its product as uncharacterized. NCBI's taxonomy places the organism in Eukaryota, Viridiplantae, Streptophyta, Magnoliopsida, Fagales, Fagaceae. Bases 1 to 414 code for a protein of 137 amino acids. The record is from RefSeq and is a predicted model, not a curated record. The transcript has a single exon.